AUGGCAGCGAGGCCCCUCGGGCUCGCCGGCCGAGCACUCCUGCGACCGCUCGCCUCACCAGGCGCCCAGCGCCUGCUGUCAACUGACAAGGGCCCAUUGCAGGGCCUCAUGAACGCCGGUGAUCCGAUGAGCCGCCUCAUCAUGCAAGCACGGAACCAGACUGACGGCGGUUUUCCCCGUCAUUUUGCUGAGAACGGAUUCACAGCCGGUGGUGGAAGGAUGGGUGGAAACGGAUUUACAACUGCUGAUGGCAGGAUGGGGGGAAACGGAUUCACAGCCGGUGAUGGCAGGAUGGGUGGAAACGGAUUCACAGCCCUUGGUGGCAGGAUGGGUGGAACCGGAUUCACUGUCGGUGGUGGCAGGUCCGGCCGGUUUAACAUGGAAAUGCUGCGGCCAGCAGGGGCUCCGCGAGUAAAGAGGGACGUUCUCCACGUCACGCUCAAGGGGAAGAAGACCUUUGUGACUGUGACGGACGUCAAGGGGAACAGGAAGGCUGGGGCUUCCGCCGGCUGUUUGGAGGAUCGAAAGGGGCGGUCUCGUCUUGCUCGGUAUGCUGGUGAAGCAACAGGGGAACACAUGGGGCGAGUUGCCAGCAAGAUUGGCCUCAAGUCGGUCGUUGUGAAGGUGAAAGGAUACUCCUUUUUCAGGAAGAAGAAGAAGGUGAUCAUGGGCUUUGCGGAUGGUUUCCGUGGCGAAAGAGUGAGGACCCCGUCUCCUAUCAUGUAUGUCCACGACGUGACCCAGCUUGCGCAUAAUGGUUGCCGGCUGCCCAAAAAGGUAAGGAAGUAA
Molecule: messenger RNA, 789 nt
Organism: Triticum turgidum subsp. durum (durum wheat)
Lineage: Eukaryota; Viridiplantae; Streptophyta; Magnoliopsida; Poales; Poaceae
Source: the annotation of a GenBank genome assembly